This is a messenger RNA of Siniperca chuatsi (mandarin fish), 3046 nucleotides long. RefSeq names its product SH3-domain GRB2-like 3b (gene sh3gl3b). The transcript has 10 exons. Gene Ontology annotation, cellular component: presynapse; glutamatergic synapse; cytoplasm. Bases 88 to 1239 code for a protein of 383 amino acids. Lineage: Eukaryota; Metazoa; Chordata; Actinopteri; Centrarchiformes; Sinipercidae. Gene Ontology annotation, biological process: synaptic vesicle uncoating. The record is from RefSeq and is a predicted model, not a curated record. Gene Ontology annotation, molecular function: protein binding.
GUAUCUGCGGGGGACGGAGCAUCUCAGACGGGAUGGAGCCGGUCGGUACCCGGCGGCAGCUCCACUGAUCCCCGGCCGCCGGUGAAGAUGUCUGUCUCCGGUAUGAAGAAGCAGCUCCACAAAGCCAGCCAGCUGCUGAACGAGAGGCUGAUGGGAGCUGAAGGAACAAAGAUGGAUGAAGACUUCCUGAAGAUGGAGAAGACUGUUGUGGUCAUCCACUCUCUGCUGGCUGAGCUGCUGUCCAAAACAACGGAGUUCCUCCAGCCAAACCCAGCAUACAGAGCCAAACUGAGCAUGCUCAACACGAUGUCCAGGAUUCGAGGACAGGGGAAGUGGACGGGUUACCCGCAGACAGAGGGCAUGCUGGGAGACUGCAUGCUGCACUACGGCCAGGAGCUCGGAGCUGCUUCUGAAUUUGGCGGUGCUCUGACUGGUGUGGGUGACGCCCUGCAGCAGGUUGCUCAGGCCAGGGACGCUCUGGAUGUCAACGUCAAGCGCACCUUCAUCGACCCUCUGCAGGACCUCCACAACACGGAGCUGAAGGAGAUCCGGUACCAGCUGAAGAAGCUGAACGGCCGUCGGCUGGACUUUGACUACAAGAGGAGACGAAGAGGGAAAGUCCCAGCGGAGGAGGUCCGGCGGGCCUGGGACAAGUUCGUCACCUCCAAGGAGCUGGCAGAGAGCAGCAUGUUCGUCCUGCUGCAGAGCGACGUCGAUCAGCUCAGUCGUCUGGCAGCUCUGGUCGCUGCACUGCUGGACUUUCACCGCAACGCCCACCGCAUCCUGCUGGGUCUCCAUGGCAACCUGCAGGCAAGGCUGACCGCAGCCAGUAACAAACCAGAGCGACGGUUCAGGCCCAAAAAGAUCAGAAGCGAACACAACGGCAGCGUCGGAUUUUACCUCCAGCCGUCCAUCACAUCUGCAGUUUCCUCAGGAGAGCAGCUGACGGUGUUACCGCCCAGACCCGGCAGUCCCGUCUCCUGUUCCGGUAAGAAAACACAGACAAACUUCCACAAGCGACACAAAGCGGACAGUAAGCUGGUCCUGGAUCAGCCCUGUUGCCGGGCGAUGUACUCCUUCCACCCGAACCACGAGGGCGAGCUGGACUUCAGCGAGGGCGACGUCAUCGUCCUCACCAAUCAGGUCGACGCCAACUGGUACGAGGGCGCGCUCGGCGGCCAAUCGGGGCUGUUCCCCGUCAGCUACGUGGACGUGCUGGUGCCUCUGCCGUUACCAUGACAACGUACCAAACAUCCACGCGCUCCGCACUGAACGCAGAAAUCAGAUCGUACGUGCUGAUCAGCAGCAGGAGCGCGUCGUCAAUAAUAUGCAACUGUUCUGCUUCUUAUUUGCACUUUUUUCACAAGCGCAUCAGCAGGCGACGUGUCCGUCUUACAGGAAAGGAAGGCCAUAGUUUCUACUGUAGAGCACUUUAGUUUCUGAGCUCAUGUCGCUAAACAGAAGCUCGGUCAGUAAAUACGCCAUUUUUAGACCGAAGUGUGUGUUUCCCUUUAAGACCUUUAGCUUAAUUUCCUGCACAAAGCUGCUCUUGCCUUCGCAUUACUGCACAUUUCGAUUUCUGUACUCAGACACACAAAUGCAUCCGCGUCGGUCUGAUGCGAUCUGCAUUUCUGAGUAAGAUAGAUUGCAGACUGCUCUGAGCAGAGCACUAUCUGGGUGCAUCCACUAUAAUGUACAAUUUCAUGAUAAGUAUAAAUACAAAACACUAUCUAGUAAGUUUAAUUUACAGUGUGGUUGGUGGUGCCGUGUAUUUUGGGCUGACAGGACUGGACUGCAGCAAUCAUCAGUGUGGUUCACUUUCUACGUUCUGCAUGUGCUCAAAGCAAAGUUAUUGUGACUUGUCUGCACUUUAUCUGAAGCUUUAUGAGACUCAGGCCAGGAAAUGCUUGUUAAACAAACAAAUACACAAUAAAAGAAAAUGCUCAAAUUACGUUUUGCCUUUGACCCGAGACGUUAAACAGGUGGCUAGAUUAACUUCAGCUUCAAGAGCUUCACAUUGCGCCUCUACACAACAGAGAUUAAAUGCGUCUAAAACAAAUUUGUAAUAAAUCAAAUGCUUACAUUACAAACCAGCUGACACAUGGCAAACCUGGGGCCUUAAAUGUUGUCCACCGGGGAAAUACCUGCUUCAGUUUGCAGCUAAACUUCAUGAAACUCAGCAUUUUGAGAAAAUAGCACUCAAUAGUGUUUCUGCAUGUUUUUACUGUUCGAACUCAAAGAAUCAGAUCUGUGGUAGAUUAUUGUCACAAACAUGAACUUAACUGCUGUAAUUAAAGGAACAGUAUUUUGGGAAAAUGUUGAAGAUGGAUAUAAAUUUCAUUUCUGUGCGUCCAAUAGGACAGGUCAGACACAUAUGACCGGUAACGAGUACGCAGAGCGAGCGGGGUUUCCAUAUCUGAGCAUAUCUACAACAGUGUAGAAAUACUCGAGUAAAAGUCCUGCAAUCACAAUUUUGCAUUAGUAGCAGCAAAAUGUACAUAAAGUACGAAAAGUACAAGUAUUAAGCAGAAUGAGCCAUUUCAGAAUAAUAUAUAUUAUAUUAUUGAUUUAUUUGUUGAUUAUAUUUUGAAUUAAUUAUGUGAAUCUGCAGACACAACUAGUAACUAACGUUAUUAAAUAAAUGCAGUGCAGUGCAACAUUUCCCUCUGGGAUGUGGUGGAGCAGAAGUAUAAAGUAGCAUAAAAUCGAAAUACUCAAGUAAAGUACAAGUACCUCAAAAUGUACUUAACUACAGUACUUGAGUGAAUGUGCUUAGUUACUUUCCACCGCUGGUUGUUGGAAGGUGAUUUUUUUUAAACUUUUGUUGGAGCUAGGCUAGCAGUUUCCCCUUGUUUCCAGUCUUUGUGCUAAGCUAGGCUAAACACCACCGCAGUGUCUCUGAACAGGAGACACAGAUGAAACUGAAAUCUGUCUUGUUGGACUGUCCCUGUAAUUUACAGUGGUGUGAAAAAGUGUUCGCCCCCUUCCUGAUUUCUUUUUUUUUUUUGCAUGUUUGUCAAACUUAAAUGUUUCAGAUCAUCAAACU